AUGGCGGCGGCGGCGGCGGCGAUUAAGCGCCUUGCGAAGGAGAAGUUGAAGCUCGACGAGUCGCGCGUGCGCGACUUCUACACGUGCCCGCUGGAGGACAUCUUUGAGUGGCACUUCACCCUGCAGGGGCCGGAGAACUCUCCGUACGAGGGGGGCCUGUACCACGGCUCCAUCCGCUUCCCCCGCAACUACCCCUUUGCCCCGCCGGACAUCAUCUUCUUCACCGAAAGCGGCCGCUUUGAGGUGGGCACGAAGAUCUGCUCCUCCAUCAGCAGCUACCACCCGGAGCUGUGGAAGCCGGUGUACGACAUCCAGCUAGUCCUCGUGGCGCUGCGCCUCUUCAUGGCGCAGGACGAGGAGCUCGGCGUGGGGUCCCUCAUGCGGCGGUACGUCGCGCCGGAGGAGAAGCGCCGGCUGGCGCGGGAGAGCCACCACUUCCGCUGCGCGGCGUGCGGGAUGGCGAGUGCGUGGGAGGUGUGGAAGACGCAGAUGGAGCGGCACCCGCCGGUCUCGCCGGAGGUGGGGGCGAGUUUGCCGAAGGUAACGGAGGGGCGGCGAAGCGACGCAGCGUCGGCCGGCGAGGCGGAGACCGCCGCAGCGACGACGGUGCCUGCAGGGAGUGAGGUGGGCUCGGCAGCAGCGGCCGUGGAGACGGAGCCGGGAGGCGAGGAGACGUCCACGCCGGCCAUGAAAUGCAACGAGGCCGCCGCAACUCCGCCGGCGCCCACGAGUGAAGCGAAGGCCACCACGCAAACAAAGGAAGAGCAGCAGCCGCAGCAGAGAAGGGACCUCGAUGGAGACGUCACCACGCCACGCUAUGGGGUUCCUAGCCAUGCACCCGAAGCCGCAGAGCGACGAGAUCGCUGGGACGGGACGGCGGCACCCGCGCUGGCCGAGCCCGCCCCGCCUGUGUACGUCCGCAUUCAGGCCGGUGGCUGGGUUUUGUUGCGGGUGCAGCUGAAACACCUCGACGCCGUCAUUGCCGCCUGCUCUCUCGUUUGCUCUGCGAUUAUGGUAAAGAAGUGGUGCUGGUCAUAG
Molecule: messenger RNA, 1038 nt
Organism: Trypanosoma conorhini
Lineage: Eukaryota; Euglenozoa; Kinetoplastea; Trypanosomatida; Trypanosomatidae
Product: ubiquitin-conjugating enzyme
Exons: 1
Coding region: 1-1038 (345 amino acids)
Source: RefSeq, a predicted model, not a curated record